Messenger RNA from Dromaius novaehollandiae (emu), 747 nucleotides. Its product is annotated as C-type natriuretic peptide 2-like. The record is from RefSeq and is a predicted model, not a curated record. Gene Ontology annotation, cellular component: extracellular region. NCBI's taxonomy places the organism in Eukaryota, Metazoa, Chordata, Aves, Casuariiformes, Dromaiidae. Gene Ontology annotation, biological process: receptor guanylyl cyclase signaling pathway; cGMP biosynthetic process. Bases 126 to 434 code for a protein of 102 amino acids. Gene Ontology annotation, molecular function: hormone activity. The transcript has 3 exons.
GGAGGUCGUGUUUGAACUUGGAAUGAGCAGUGAUCCCAAAUUCCAGCAGCCAGAGGCUGUUGUCUGUUCUUACUGCUCCCUUCCCUUCAGCCCAUCAGCCUCAGCUCUAGGAUGACUGUAUCUUUAUGACUCAGCCCCUGGAGGAGCACGAGCAUUUCAAGAUGCUCCUUUCCCAGUUGCUGCCCCUGGACACUGAAUCCAUGCUGGCCGAAGAGGACAUGAAGGAAGGGUCCAGCUUUGGACCUCCGUUGCUCUCCUCCACACUCCCUUUCCUCCCGUCUGGGGCCAGAACCACCCGGCUCUCACUCUGGCGCAAGACUCUGGCCAAUCGCAAGUGGGCGCUGGCUGGAGAUUGGGCCUGGAAGGCCAUGCCCAGGGGCUGCUUUGGACUGAAAAUGGACCGAAUUGGGACCUUCAGUGGUUUGGGGUGCUAGCCUUGUAGAAACUCUGAGGCACAGGAGACUGAGGCAUCUGGAGAACCUGCUGCAGACAAAACAGGAAUAAGCCUGGCAUACUUGCCACUGAAGCCCUGAAACCCUUGCCCUAGGCUGCCAGCUGAAGGACCACUGCGGCAGCGAAGUUAUGAAGUGGUGCAAAGCGGGCCGAGCACAGGGGUUGCCCAGCUCUGCUAGCGCCCCGUGGCCCCAGGACCCCUACCAGGCGCACGCCACCCCCCUCUCUGCUCGGCCAACAGGUCCCGCUGCCCAGCUGGCAGGGGUUCACAGGCCUUGGCUGUUCUCUCUCCUA